Messenger RNA from Verticillium alfalfae VaMs.102, 564 nucleotides. RefSeq names its product lysozyme. The record is from RefSeq and is a predicted model, not a curated record. Bases 1 to 564 code for a protein of 187 amino acids. Gene Ontology annotation, biological process: peptidoglycan catabolic process; cell wall macromolecule catabolic process. Gene Ontology annotation, molecular function: lysozyme activity. The transcript has 3 exons. Lineage: Eukaryota; Fungi; Ascomycota; Sordariomycetes; Glomerellales; Plectosphaerellaceae.
AUGGCCAGAUUCAACUUGACAACCGCCGUCCUCGCUCUUCUCGGCGCCAGCCAAGUCCAGUCUCAGUGCACUGGGCCGAAUGUGAACGCCGCCACAAUCAGCCUCAUCACCGAGUUCGAGGGAUGGUACCCUAACAUCUAUAUUGACCCAGUCGGUCUGCCGACCGUCGGAUACGGCCACUUGUGUGCCGAUUCGAGUUGUUCGGAUGUCCGAUACCCCAUCCCGCUGUCCCGCGCAAAUGGCGAGCAACUCCUCCGCGACGACAUUGCAGGCUUCCAAAAUUGUAUCACUCUCCAGACAGCUUCCUCCGUCGUUCUGAAUGCCAAUCAGUACGGAGCCCUCGUCUCCUGGGCCUUCAACGUCGGUUGCGGCGCUACCAAAACGAGCACUCUAAUCCAGCGCCUCAAUGCCGGCGGCAACCCCAACACUGUCGCGGCCGAGGAGUUGCCAAAGUGGAACAGGGGUGGCGGACAGGUGCUGCCCGGACUGACCCGGCGCAGGGCUGCGGAGGUCGCGCUGCAUCGCACGGCGACAAGCGCGGGAGCCCUGCCGGCGUGCUCGUAA